UAUUAAAAGCUUUUCCGCUUCCCCACACUGUCAACAUUUGCAGCGAUGUCGGAGCCGGAGUCUCUGCGGGGCUCCAGUGCCAGAAACCGUGGAGGAGUACAGAGGGUGGAAGGAAAACUGAGAGCCAGCGUAGAAAAGGGGGAUUACUAUGAAGCACACCAGAUGUACAGGACUUUAUUUUUUAGGUACAUGUCACAGGCAAAACAUGCUGAGGCCAGGGAGCUGAUGUACAAUGGAGCUCUACUCUUCUUCAGCCAUAACCAGCAAAACAGCGCAGCAGACCUGUCCAUGCUGGUGCUCGAGGUGUUUGAGAAAUCUGAGGUAAAAGUUGAAGAUGAACUAUUAGAAUGCCUGGCGAAGCUGUUCAGCCGGAUGGAGCCGAACUCUCCGGAGAGGGUAGCGUUUGUGUCCAGAGCCUUGAAAUGGUCCACAGGAGGGCCCGGCAAACUGGGACACCCAAAACUACACCAGCUGCUGGCUGUCACUCUGUGGAAAGGUAACAUGGAUCAGCAAUGUGACCCAGUGUACAGGGUUAUAACUCAUGUUUGACACAAGUCAGAAUAC
Messenger RNA from Notothenia coriiceps (black rockcod), 564 nucleotides. RefSeq names its product Golgi to ER traffic protein 4 homolog. The transcript has 4 exons. Gene Ontology annotation, cellular component: BAT3 complex; cytosol. Lineage: Eukaryota; Metazoa; Chordata; Actinopteri; Perciformes; Nototheniidae. Gene Ontology annotation, molecular function: protein binding. Bases 46 to 549 code for a protein of 167 amino acids. Gene Ontology annotation, biological process: protein insertion into ER membrane. The record is from RefSeq and is a predicted model, not a curated record.